Molecule: messenger RNA, 2301 nt
Organism: Brettanomyces bruxellensis
Lineage: Eukaryota; Fungi; Ascomycota; Pichiomycetes; Pichiales; Pichiaceae
Exons: 1
Coding region: 1-2301 (766 amino acids)
Biological process (GO): vesicle-mediated transport
Cellular component (GO): cytosol; endocytic vesicle
Molecular function (GO): small GTPase binding; ubiquitin binding; guanyl-nucleotide exchange factor activity
Source: RefSeq, a predicted model, not a curated record
AUGUCGAAUUCAAAUAACCUGCCACAGAAGAAGGCAGGUUCCUUUUCCCAGCGUUCCUCUUCGGGGUUAAUUAUACCUUCACUACAGACUUCACGUCCAGUUGUUGGAGUUACCAAUUCAACUCUUGCGGUUGCGUCUACAAAAAGUGCUGGUAACACUACUAAAGGUGAUGAAUAUAAAGGCUUUCAUCAACAUGGUAAAGAUUCUCCUUCCAAAGAUAGUAGUCUCCGUGAACUGUUUGAAAAAUACCAUGGCUCAAGUAAGUCCUCACAAUCUGCACAAUCCAGUGCGGUUGUUGGUGGGGAGAGUAUUCUAAAUAAGAAUUCACACUUUCCACAGCUGUUAAAUUUACCAUCUAAAGACGUAAAUGUGAAUACGGAGCAAGUGCGUGCUCCAAGUCCGGCCUCAAAUGAGAGCAUGUUUAGGAAGAAUCGGAAGAAGAAACAGGAUAUUGGCACAAAAACUUAUUCCGGGGCUGGUGCCCUUUUAAAUGAUGAAGGUUCGGGAAUUGGUGAUGAUGAUGAUGAUAAUAAUAAUAAUAAUGGUGAUAAUCAUACUCAUAAUAGUGUUGAAAAUAAGGAAACGAACGAAAAGCAUUCUAGUUCCAUUCAGGACACUAAGCAUGUCGGGAAUAGUAUCACUGAGCUAAAUAAAAAGCCUGUUCUUACCACAGAUACGAUAUCUCUAAAUGGAGACUCUGAUACAGAUUCAGACGCAGAAGCCUAUGGCGAUGAUCUCGUAGCAGUUGGACAGCAGGAAGAUAUACAAAAAGAAGAAUUGGUGAUCGAUGAUGUGUCAACACCACCAAAAGAGCAAUUGGUUGACUUAUCAAGUCCUUCAAAGCCUUUGAUUGAGCUGGACUCAGGAGAUAAGUUGGUAGAGAAAGAAAAUAAGGAUGCGGAUAAUUCGCGGCGUCUUUCAAAAGCAGCAUUAAAGGUUCCAAAUCCGCCGAAGGAAAAUCACACCCAAGAAAGUUUUGAUUUCCAACAAUUUAUGAUUCAGUUCAAGUCUAAAGAAUGUGGACCUAUACAUCGAUACUUGAGGUCCUUUCUAGUUCAAUUUGCACAAAGAAAUUGGACUGUUGAUGAGCAAAUAAAGCUAAUCAAGGACUUUGAAAUGUUUUUGCUUGAUAAGAUGCGUGGGUAUUUCCCUUUCAACACAAUGCAGAGUGAAGAUGAUAUUAUGAACCAAAAAGAAGGAAUAGAGAAGUUGAUUAUGGCAAAACUUUAUUCACAAACUUUCUCGCCUGUCCUGGACUCCAAAAAAUUAUCGCAGGAGAAUAUAAAUGAUCGCAAGAAGGAUAGAACGUAUGCCAGACAAGUUCGUCUGUAUGAUUGGGUCACGUUGAGGAAUUUAGAUGUUCCAACAGAUAUUAGUGCAGAUUCUAAUUUUGUCAGCUUAGCUUCGAAAGAAUUAAACAAAGUUAACAAAUAUAAAGCACCAAGAGAUAAAGUUAUUUGCAUUUUGAAUUGCUGUAAAAUUAUAUUUGGCCUGCUCAGGCAGCAGCAGAAAAAAGAUGGUAUAGAGGAAAACGCAGACUCCUUUGUCCCAAUGUUAGUGUGUGUCUUAUUUAAUGCCAAGGUUCGCUUCCUUCCUUCCAAUUUAAUGUACAUUGAACGAUUCAGAAAUGAGGACUUUUUGGCUGGUGAGGUUUCAUAUUACGUUAGCACUUUACAGAUUGCAUGUAAUUUUGUGCGGCAGAUUAGUGAGGAACAGAUUACAGUUGAUCCUGGAGAAUAUGAGAAGAAGAUGGCAGACGCGAGAAUACGUUUGAAGCAAGAAAUUGAGAAAAGAAAACAAGAAAGGGCUCAAAGGCUGUCACCUCUACCGAAAAAACUAACAGAUUUUAUAAGCCAAGCAUCCUCCGGAUCACCUUCUGUGGUUUUGACUAAAUCUGCUGAGAUAAUGAAGCAAAGUCUUUCAAAUUCGUUAAGCAGCUUUUUUGGAGAGGGAGAUGGAGAUGACACUUCUGAAGUGAAUAAUCAGACUUUGGCAGAAAGCCGCAAUAGUGGGCAUAAAGUAGCAAGUCAGAGCACUCGAGAGCAUCAAACGAAAAAUCCUUAUAAAUCGUUAGUUGCCUCGGACAAGCAACUGGAGCAAAUUAAAAAUCUUUCUCUUGAAGAGCACAAGCAAGAGGAAGAAACUAAGAAAAGGACAGAGGAUGUCUUUCAAGAACUGCAAAGCAUGUUCCCAAAGAUUGAUAAAGAAAUAAUUCAUGAUGUACUAGCCACAACAAUGAAUAAGGAUGGAAGUAACAUAGGCGAAUGUGUUGAUGCUCUGUUGACCUUAGGCUCGGACUAG